CCUAUUGUGCGUCAUAUGUCAAAGUCAAAUGCGUUUAAAACAAACACAGAAGAGUAGGUGUUUGUAUUGUGUUAAUUAUUAUAAAUUAUUGUCCAGUUUAUAAAAAAUGUGAAUGUCCUGUUGCCAAAAUGACCAGACACGGGCGUUUUCAAGAUUACUGUUUGGUCCAUGAUAAUGAUGCAGAUGAGAUUGAUCUACUGCCAGAUUUCCGCAAACCAAGAUGCCGUUACAAGAGAUGCAUCUGUAUAACAAUUACGCUAUGUGUUGUCUUGGCCCUCAUUGCGUUUAUGCUGGUGUUCAUCGUAUUUCCUUUCGUUUUUAUGAACUCGAUUCCACUGCAAACAAGCCUUAUAUUUACACGCUUUAACUUACCCAGAAAUCCCGAAUACUUUGAAAAUCAGCAUUUCCCAGCCUACAGGAACAGAUAUGUCAGUUUUAAUUAUACAAAGGAUGAAGGCAGUAAGCUUCUUGGAGUCUGGCACAUUCUUCCCGUAAAUCUAGCAUAUGAAGAUCUAUAUGACAAUGCGACUGACAUUAACUAUGAUGAAAUCUUACUCAACAGUAAUUACAGUGUUCUGCUUUAUUUCCACGGAACUGGGGAAGUGAGAUCGUACAGCGAAAGAAAAUAUGAGUUGCUGAGUUAUAACUUCCAAAUUAUAGCUUUUGAUUAUAGGGGAUAUGGUGACUCUUCAGAUGGAGAACUUACUGAAGAUACAGUUGUGGAAGAUUGUGUUGAACUAUACAAAUGGGUCAGAAAUCGAACAAAAUCUGAUAUUUAUGUUUGGGGCCAUUCUCUGGGGGCUGCCCUAGCUACUAGGACAGUGGCUGAGAUGGAAAAUUACUACAAUGUGCAUACCAAGGCAUUAGUUUUGGAGUCAGGAUUUACCAGCAUGAGGGAUGAGCUGUAUGUUCAUCCAUAUGGAAAGUUAUUUGCCUGGUUGCCGUGGUUCGAUACAGUCGUAGUGGAACCAUUAAUGCACAACGGAUUUGUAUUUAACACUACUAAGCAUCUGAAGACAAUAACUUGCCCUGUGAUGAUUUUGCACGCGCAAGACGAUAAUGAAAUACCGUACUAUUUUGGAAGGAGGCUGGCUGACAUAGCAGAAAGCAGAAACAUUACUACAGUUUAUCAUGAAUUUGAUGCGAUGUUUGGUUACAAGCAUUAUUAUCUGUAUCAAGAUCCAUUUAUGAAGUUUUAUAUCAUGAAUCUUAUCGAACAAGUAAACAGUAAGAGGAUUAUCGAAGGUAACAAUACGACAAUGGUACCGUCUGUGGGUACAACCGUAUGAACAAAAAGACGUAAAGAAAAUGACAAAUAGCUCCUAUCAAAGAAGUAAAAAGGCUGUGAUCAUAUAAACACCACACAUAAUCUUUAACAAUAGUUAUUGUGAUGUGUAGAUAAGUUUAUUUUCUUUUACUGUGCAAAUAAUAUUUUAGGAAGAAAGUGUUCUUUGAAUAUCCAUACAAAAAUAUAUUUUAGAGACUAA
Molecule: messenger RNA, 1487 nt
Organism: Diabrotica virgifera virgifera (western corn rootworm)
Lineage: Eukaryota; Metazoa; Arthropoda; Insecta; Coleoptera; Chrysomelidae
Product: lysophosphatidylserine lipase ABHD12
Exons: 7
Coding region: 129-1289 (386 amino acids)
Biological process (GO): phosphatidylserine catabolic process; monoacylglycerol catabolic process
Cellular component (GO): endoplasmic reticulum membrane
Molecular function (GO): phosphatidylcholine lysophospholipase A1 activity; monoacylglycerol lipase activity
Source: RefSeq, a predicted model, not a curated record